Molecule: messenger RNA, 3652 nt
Organism: Mercenaria mercenaria
Lineage: Eukaryota; Metazoa; Mollusca; Bivalvia; Venerida; Veneridae
Exons: 3
Coding region: 246-1505 (419 amino acids)
Source: RefSeq, a predicted model, not a curated record
UUUGUUUAGUUCUGAUUAUUUUCAACAAUUUAAAAUAAGAUCAUCUAUAGCAAAUAAAGAUUUAAAGUGAAUACUUAGUACUUAACCUUCUUGCUACUGGAGAGUCAUUUUGUUCGACAGUUUUAGGUACUUUGGUUUUGGACUACAGUUAAAAUUACCCGAGAACCGUUGUAAAUAUCUUGAAUUGAUCUGGUUAACUCGAGCUAGAUAUAAAAAGUUAAUCCAACUUCUAUACCUCAUACUAAAUGUGUUCUCUUUAUUUUUGUGGUUUCACACGUCGACGUCGCUUUUUUGCAUUCAAUCUUUUGGACCACGCCCAUAGAAUGAGUGAGUGCAACGACAAGGUUCCUAUAUGGCGGGUUGUGUUACUAUUUAUAGUAUGCCUGUCCGUCUAUUUAUAUCUGUACUCGAAUGCCUUUGAUGGAAUGCAGAAUUCUGCAGUGUUCCGGGUUGCUGAAGGAGAUUUGCAGGCUGUGUGGAAAGACAAGUUUGGGUCCGUUUCGUACUAUCUAAAACUAAUGGAACAGUCCGAUAAGAGUCUGAAAAUAGAAGUUUCUGCAUCUGAUUCAAAGUCAACUUCCGCCACAUCUCGACCGCCAAGCACUGAAGCAAAACAAACGAAAGACGACUCGGCUCGUGUAAACACUACAUUAUUAGAGAAAUUAAAGUCUGAAAUUCUAUCAAAUAAUUCAGAACCUUUACUCACACUCUUUACGUCAUGGAAGGAUAGCCCAGAAAAAUAUUUAGUCCAUAAUUUAACGUUUUACAACUGGAAGGCGUUACGCCCAUUUGUGAUACCGGUGAUUUUUACAAACGAGAGUUCAGUCGCAGAAGAAUGCACGAGAAAUGGCUGGGAAGCAAGGCAUAUCAGUGUGGCAGCAGCAGACGGCAUUCCUGUUUUAAAAUAUAUGUACAAAGAUGUGAUGGAUAAUUAUAAUUCUACAUUUUACGCGUAUAGUAACGGUGAUAUUUUAUUUACUGAUACCCUCAUAAAUACGUUACUUUAUCUGAGAAAUUCAAGUUUAGAUUUAGAUAAACCUGUAAUGAUGGUUGGUCAGAGAAGCAAUGUCGAUAAUGUGACAGAAUCCGAAGGAUCUACUUGGGGUAAUAUCACAAAAAUAGCGAAGGAGCGGGGUAAACUGUUCACCAGUUGGGCGGAGGACUACUUUAUAACUCCGCGCUCAUUUCCAUGGAAUGAUAUAGCGGAAGUUGUAAUAGGGCGGAGAGCAUACGAUAACUGGUUGGUUUAUAAUUCUAGAAAAUCCAAACAUACUGUGAUCGAUAGUACAAAAACUCUUCUUGCUGUGCACCAGACGACAAAAGCUGGCAGUUUUGAAGGUCAUGGCCAUAAAAAUAGAGACUAUAAUCACAAUUUACUAGUGAAGAUGUACAAACGUAUAAAAUAUAACGCUGGCGUUAUAGAAUGUGUUGAAAAAUAUACAGCCUACGAAAACGGUAUUGUUGUUGUUAAAUCCAGAGUAGUUCACAAAGCAUGCGCAGUUUGAUAAUAGGGCAUGUACGUUCGCACCUCACCUAUCACGCGAUAAAACUAUUAGGCGAUUCCCACCUGCAUGUAACUUGAUUAAUUACCAGCGGAGAACGACAACAAUAAAUAUGACUAUGACGAAGGGCUAUUUUGCCAAGGGCUAGCUAAUACCCUUACAUCAAAAUAUUUGUUUGGUAGAUGAUGGGUUCACUUUGGGAAUGGCUCAACUGCAACUUACUGAAACAAUAGAUGUAAUUAUCAAAGAUAAUUUAUUGCAUAUAUAUGUAAUAUCAUGUCUAAAUAUAUCGAUGCAUAAAGACUAAGUGCAAUUGAAGCAAAUCAGUAUUCAUACAAACAAGUAAAUGGUAUAGAGUAACAUAUACAUUGACAGUUUAUAAUUAUUUACAGAAGCUUUCUUCAUGACUAAUUAUUUAUAGAAUAUACUAUUUAGACGAGCUGCUCAAAGUUUAUGUCACAAAGAUCUAGGAAUGAACAUCAUAACAGUACUAACCUGAAACAAUAGGUGUAAUUAUCAAAGAUAAUUUAUUGCAUAUAUAUGUAAUAUCAUGUCUAAAAUGUUAGCGGAGGGGGUAGCAUAAUAGGAUAACGGGACUAUUGGAUGUAUGACGUACAGGAUCAUUGUUCAGUAUCAUUUAUCUUAAAGCUGUCACUCUUUUAUAAAAGGAUAGCUUUAAACAAAAAAUUCAAUAACCAAUUUUAAUUCACUUUAUAUUUCUAUUUAGCUUUUUACUCUACGACAUACUCCCCCCACUUAAUGAAAUGUCGUCCCGACAUUUAACCCUAGAUCAAAAUUCAAAUCAUAUAUAGUCACUACUCACUUUAUAUAAUAAUGAAGUUCUUUUUGUCAAUGGAGGAAUCAGUCAAGCUCCUGUGGAGGUUCCUCAAGUGUAUAACAUAUACUUAACGCAAUUUUUACAUAAUUGUUAGAGCAUCCUAAAAAUUAACCUGUUUGUCAGUCUUGAAAAAUGUCACAUAUUUUGAAAUUCCUAAAUUUAAUUUUAGAAGAAUAGAAUUUUAUUCAUUUUACCACAACAGUCAAUUUAUACAAAAAAUAUGUUUAUUUUUAAACUGAAAACGGAACGAGGUCGUAAACAGUCUUAAAUGUUUCGAUCCCAUGUUUUAUGUUGCUGAUACCAUUGUUAUGGUUGUACUAUUAUUUUGUAAUAACGUUUUUGUAUGUCGUCAUGACUGUAUUCAGUUGAUAUAAUUUGCGCUUAUAUGAAGUUCUUGUUUUAUAUAUCCUGAUCUACAUAAGCGAUCGAACAUGGCGGACUGUUGAAAUUUUGGGCAGUGAGCAAAGUUUGUCUCCUUUUCUAUUUUCCAUGUAUUUAAAUGAUUUAGAAGAAAGUUUCGUAAAUAGUAAUAUAGAAGGCAUCGAUGUUGACAUGUUUAAGCUGUUUUUAAUUUUAUAUGCUGAUGAUAUUGUUAUUUUUGCUUAUUCUAAACAAGAAUUACAAGCUGGUCUAAAUGUUUUCUCUGAAUAUUGUAAUAAAUGGAAGCUUACAGUGAAUGCAUCAAAAACGAAAAUCAUGAUAUUUAGAAAAGGUGGUGUACUUCCUAGAGAUUUACAGUUCUUUUACAGAAAUGAUGUUAUUGAGAUUGUAACUGAAUUUACUUAUCUAGGUGUUGUUUUUACAACAGGUGGCUCGUUUAAUGAAGCACAACGCACCUUGUCGGGACAGGCAAUGAAAGCUAUAUUUAAAAUGAAUAAAUAUCUUUGUAAGUUUGUUAAUAUAUCUGUGAAACAUAGACUUGAUUUGUUUUAUAAACUGAUAAUGCCAAUUCUGAAUUAUAGUGCUGAAGUGUGGGGUUUUACUAAUAGCAUGGCAAUAGAAAGAGUACAUAUGGCAUUUUGUAAAAGAGUUUUAUGUGUUAAGAAAUCUACUCAAAACGAUUUUGUAUACGGCGAAUUGGGUAGAAUAUCUUGUCAAACAAAACGUUUUUAUAGUGUUAUAAAAUACUGGGUAAAAAUACUACACCUUGACAGUAUUAAAUAUGUUAAAAUAGUGUAUAAUAUGUUAAAAUCUGACAUUGAUAUAUAUCCAAACAAGCCUAACUGGUGUUCACUUGUUAAGAAUUUAUUAUGUACUUUAGGAUUCUAUGAUGCCUGGUAUUUCCAGACCGUUGGUGAUAUUGAUGUGUUGU